AUGGAUCGUGAACCAUGUCCUUGGCGUAUAGUUGACGAUUGUGGUGGUGCUUUUGCACUAGGUGCAAUUGGUGGAACAUUAUUUCAUUCGAUAAAAGGAUUUCGCCAUGCACCAAGCGGACAAUAUCGACGAUUGAUUGGAAGUCUGAAUGCCGUUAAACAACGUGCGCCACGUGUGGGGGCAUCAUUUAGUGCGUGGGGGGCAAUAUUUUCAACAAUCGAUUGUGGUUUUGUUUAUAUGAGAAAGAAAGAAGAUCCAUGGAAUUCGAUUAUGAGUGGUGCAUUGACAGGUGCUAUUUUACAAGCAAGACAAGGUCCAUCAGCAAUGUUGGGUUCCGCUGUAAUUGGUGGUUUUAUAUUAGCUAUGAUCGAAGGAACUGGCAUUCUUAUUAAUCGUUAUUCACAAAUGCUAAUGGCACAACAAGCACAAGAUGGAGGAGAAAUGGAUCCAGACCAGGGCAAAGCUGAAAUCAAAAUGCCACAAUUUCUCACUGGACAAUCAUCGUCACCCGGGCAGUAUUCAUAG
Didymodactylos carnosus is the source of this 525-nucleotide messenger RNA. The record is from the annotation of a GenBank genome assembly. Lineage: Eukaryota; Metazoa; Rotifera; Eurotatoria; Philodinida; Philodinidae.